Sodiomyces alkalinus F11 is the source of this 261-nucleotide messenger RNA. RefSeq lists its product as hypothetical. The transcript is spliced from 3 exons. The record is from RefSeq and is a predicted model, not a curated record. The coding region runs from base 1 to 261 and encodes 86 amino acids. NCBI's taxonomy places the organism in Eukaryota, Fungi, Ascomycota, Sordariomycetes, Glomerellales, Plectosphaerellaceae.
AUGAUUUCGCUUCCCGAUUCCGAUGGCCUGACAGGAACAACUCGAUCAUCAAGCACCACCUCGUCUCCCGCGUCUCCCGCGUCUCCCGCACAACAUCCAUCCAUCCGACCACGCCCGCACCUCCGCUGCUGCAGCAAAUUCGAGUUACUCUUGGCUUCCGGGGCUGCUGCCGUGUUUCCCACCUUUCUCAACCUGUUCUGGGCCUUUACGUCGGCCACACCCCCCAAACGAGCCAACCACCCUAUCCCGCCCCCGCACUGA